Messenger RNA from Canariomyces notabilis, 834 nucleotides. Its product is annotated as acyl-CoA N-acyltransferase. The record is from RefSeq and is a predicted model, not a curated record. Gene Ontology annotation, molecular function: acyltransferase activity, transferring groups other than amino-acyl groups. Lineage: Eukaryota; Fungi; Ascomycota; Sordariomycetes; Sordariales; Chaetomiaceae. The transcript has 3 exons. Bases 52 to 834 code for a protein of 260 amino acids.
CGGAGAGAUUUAGGUUAUAACGGGGGGGCAGUCACGGAGUCAGCAAGCAACAUGGCCUUCAUCCGCCCAUUCAAGCCCGAGGAUACUGAAGCUUGUAAGCAUAUUUGCCGAGCGACCCUCCCCCCGUCCCUAGCCGCCUCCCCAGCAGCAGUGAAACUGGCCCCGUACCUAUGGACACUGCAAUUCACGCACCUCUUCCCAGAGCACUGCUUCGUGCUGGACGACGGGGAGGGAACCGCGGUGGGGUACGUGCUUGGCGCGCCCGACGUGUUUGCCCUCCAGCGCGAGUACCCACGGUACAUUGCCGAGGUGCUUGCGGUCGAUGACGGCGGGGUGCCGGUGCCGAGGGGGUUUGCGAGGCGCGAGCCGUGGACUGUUACUACCACCACUGGUGCUGAGGGGAGUAAUGGCAGAGGUGGGGGUGGGGGUGGUGAAGAAAAUGGUGCAGGUCAAAGUCAGACUACAUGUGCUAAAGAGGAAGUGGUGAACGGUGCGUGUCUUGCGCAGUUGGCGUACAAGGUUGAGUGGCUUAUUGGUCUGGACUCCGGGGACGGGGACGGGGCGGUGGAAGGGAAGGAGGAGAUGGUCAGGGGGUGGAGAGCCAUGAUGCACAUCGACCUGCUCGAGGGGUAUCAGGGCAAGGGAUGGGGGAGGCAGAUGAUUGAGAGGUUUGUUGAGUCGGUCAGGAGGAGUGGGUGUGAUUAUGGGAGGGGCAUUCAGAUCGGGGUUGCGGGGGAGAAUGACAAGGUCGUGGGCUUCUAUGAGAAGGUUGGGUUCCGAGUCUAUCCCGGCGGGGAGAAGGAGGGGAAUGUAUGGAUGGUGAGAGAUCUGUAG